Molecule: messenger RNA, 4598 nt
Organism: Melozone crissalis (California towhee)
Lineage: Eukaryota; Metazoa; Chordata; Aves; Passeriformes; Passerellidae
Gene: COL24A1
Product: collagen type XXIV alpha 1 chain
Exons: 55
Coding region: 1-4533 (1510 amino acids)
Source: RefSeq, a predicted model, not a curated record
AUGCAUUUGGGAGCCGAGAGGACAAGGCGAGGACGCAUCUCUCCCGCGGCGCAAACGAAAGCUCUCCUUUUCAUUGCAACAUGUAUAGCUGUGGGUGUUGCACAAGUACCCAAACAAGCAAUAGAUGUUCUUCACCAACUAGGCCUUGUGAAAGAUGUCCAAGAGCCUUCAGAGACAGCAGUGCCCUCACCAUCCUCUCUGUUACCUCAGGGUGUUCGUCUAACUGCAUCAGGAGUGGUGCUAAGCGAUGAUGCACAUAUUGAGUCCCGCGUCCCCCAAGUCAUACCAUCAAAUCUAGGGCAUCAGUUGACCUUAUUGGUUGGGCUGUACUCUUACAGAGCCAGUAAUGCUUUUCUUUUCAGUGUUAGGAACAAAAGCAGGCUGCAGUUUGGUGUCCAGCUGCUACCGAGGAAGGUAGCAGUGUACACCGGAGGGAAGCAGCCCGUGUACUUUGAUUAUUGUGUUCAUAAUGAACAAUGGCAUUCGUUUGCCAUUGGCAUUGGGGACAAGACUGUCUCGCUAUUUGCUGAGUGUGGAAACAAGUACUACAGCAGUGAAGUACUUUCUGAAGUGGAGACAUUUGAUUCAGAGGGUGUAUUUACCCUGGGAAGGAUGAGCUCUCACUCUGUCAGCUUUGAAGGAGUUAUAUGUCAGCUGGAUAUCAUUCCCUCUGCAGAAGCCUCUGCAAACUACUGUAAAUAUGUGAAACAGCAGUGUCGUCAGGCUGAAACCUAUCGAUCUCUGCGGGGGGCUCCACUUCUGCCACAUGGGCUGGAUGCUUUUUCUAAGAUGAUCAUUGAUGAGGAAUACCAGGAAGAUAUAUCAGCUUAUAGAUGGAAAGAAGUAUCAAACAUGCCUGUUACCAACGUUGCUCAGAUUCACUUUUUACCAGACCACUUUGAGUUAAGAAAUGCCUCUGUACAGGAGUUUGCGGAGACCAAACCUCUGUUGCUGGAAGCUUGGCCUCAAACAGAACUCCAGGAGAACAUUGAUCUGGCUCUUCAGCAGCAGGAGGCGAGCAGAAAAAGAAACAUCACGAAAACCCCUGCAGCAUCGUAUCCAAAUAGUUCAGCUAACACCACAGAAGAUGCAGGCAGACAUAGUGAGCUUUCUCUGAUCUCCUCUGUAAAACAGAGUAAAACUAAAAGCAAGGGAAUGGAAAAAGCAAAACAGCAUUUAGAUGAACCAAACAAAAAGCAGCAAAUCUUCAACACAACUCUGUACAGUUUGCCUGCUGAACUCCCUCUGGAUAAUCGACUUCAUCCGGGGCAGGAAGGUGCAUUUGAUGCUGAUGAGACUUAUCACACAGAAAGCACUUAUGAAAAUGGUAUUGAUAAUUAUGCUUAUGACUAUGAAGAUCUUGGCAAAAUGUUUGAAAGGGGAAGUGUCAGAGGUCCAAAGGGGGAAACUGGACCUCCUGGUCCUCCAGGUCCUCCAGGUUUACCUGGUCCUUCAGGGAAGAGAGGUCCUCGGGGUAUUCCAGGACCACAUGGGAACCCAGGUCUGCCAGGAUUGCCAGGUCCCAAGGGCCCUAAAGGAGACCCAGGAUUCUCUCCAGGACGGGCAAAACGUGGAGAAAAGGGUGAUCCAGGCCCCAUGGGCUUUCCAGGCCCACCUGGGAUCAAAGGCCAGAAGGGUCUUAAGGGUUACCCAGGACUGCAAGGGCCACGGGGUGAGCAGGGAAUUCCAGGAAUGGCUGGCAAUAUUGGGGCAGUUGGUUACCCUGGCAGGCAGGGCCUCGCUGGACCAGAAGGUAACCCAGGUCCUAAAGGAGUCAGAGGUUUCAUUGGACCUCCAGGUGUGGCAGGACAACCAGGACCUGAAGGAGAAAGGGGUAUCCCAGGCCUCCGUGGAAAAAGAGGUCCUAAAGGGAGACAGGGUUUUCCAGGUGACUUUGGAAAUAGAGGCCCCCCUGGUCCAGAUGGAAGUCCUGGAGUUGUUGGUGGUGUUGGUCCUCCUGGAUUUCCAGGACUAAGAGGAGACAUUGGGCCAGCAGGACCGAGUGGACCAUCAGGAAUUCCAGGGCCCACGGGUUUCCCAGGGAGUGUGGGACAGCCUGGAAUGAAAGGUGAUAAGGGUGAACAUGGCCUUGCAGGAGAGCCAGGAGAUCAGGGGUACCCAGGAGACAAGGGUGCUCUUGGUUUACCAGGACCUCCAGGGAUCAGAGGAAAACCAGGACCUCCAGGUAAAAUUGGAGAACCUGGACCCCGUGGACCAUUGGGUCCUCAGGGACCUGAGGGUUUUCCAGGAGAUAUUGGUGUACCUGGAUUAAAUGGCCCUGAAGGUCCUAAGGGAGCUCUGGGUGACCGAGGGCCUCCAGGGCCACAAGGCCCCAAAGGAGUUGAGGGAGAAGUGGGACCAGCUGGACCUGUUGGAGUAGUCGGCCCAAGAGGAAAGCCAGGACAGAACGGUUAUGUAGGUGACCCUGGAGCAGAAGGUUUGAAGGGAGAAAAAGGAGACCAAGGAAGCCUUGGAAAAACUGGUGAAGCAGGAUCAGCUGGCUUACCUGGAGAAGCUGGGCCGUCUGGAGACCUGGGUGAAAAGGGUGAGAGGGGCAGUCCAGGACCUGUAGGUCCUCCUGGAGAAAAAGGUGUCAUGGGCUAUCCAGGACCUCCAGGAGGCCCUGGACCUGUGGGACCAGAAGGAUUACCUGGACCUUCAGGGGCACGAGGACCAUCAGGGCCACAGGGACCCAAGGGAAGAAGAGGGCCAAGAGGUCUCGAUGGUCCUCCAGGAGAACUGGGAACAGAAGGUGUUAAGGGAGAAAGAGGUGAUCCAGGAAAGAAAGGAGUCCCUGGGCUCAUUGGUAAAGCUGGAAAUCCAGGAGAAAGAGGAGAUCAGGGUGCACUUGGUUUGCUUGGGCUUCCAGGAGCCACAGGAGAUAGAGGACCAACGGGAGAGCCAGGUCCAAGAGGACAACCAGGGGAUGCUGGCCCUAUUGGAGAAACGGGUUUUGAGGGACCUCCUGGUCCUGAAGGAGAACCUGGUCUGCAGGGGGAACCAGGCACAAAGGGAGACAUUGGACCUGCUGGGAAGGCUGGAGAACCAGGUGAUCAGGGUUUGAGGGGUGAACCAGGGCCUCCAGGAGAAGACGGUGUUCAAGGAAAAGAUGGCCCAAAGGGAGACCCUGGAGACCAGGGACUUGUUGGAGAAGGUGGUGAAAAAGGAGAGAAUGGAUUACCAGGAAUUGCUGGGCCCCCUGGUGAACCUGGCCUAAUGGGAAUUCCUGGCCCUGAAGGAACACCAGGAAAUCCAGGUCAGAGGGGCCGUUUAGGAAAGAAGGGGGAAAAGGGGCAGCUUGGCCCUCCAGGAGAAACUGGACCUGCUGGUGAUUCUGGCCAACCUGGAAAAACUGGUCCUAAAGGUGCAAGAGGAACUCGAGGUCCCGUGGGACAUCUAGGAGGAAUGGGACCUGAAGGAGAGCCAGGAAUUCCAGGUUAUGGGGGUCACCAGGGUCCUCCAGGGCCCUCAGGGCCCCCAGGCCCCAAAGGAGAAAAGGGUUACCCAGGCGAAGACAAUACAGUCCCUGGACUACCUGGGCCCAUAGGUGAACCAGGUCGAAGUGGUGAACGUGGAGAUAGAGGAGAGCCUGGUGAUGAGGGCUACAAGGGUCAUACAGGUCUUCCAGGGCUUAGAGGACCUAUUGGACAACAAGGACCUCCAGGAGAGCCAGGUGAAUUGGGAGAGCAAGGACUAAAAGGAGAAAGAGGUUCAGAAGGACCCACAGGGAAGAAAGGAGCAACAGGUCAAGCAGGCAAAGCUGGAAUUCCUGGAAAACCAGGGGCACCAGGGCAGAAAGGAGCAGUUGGGUACCCUGGACCAGAGGGCAGUCCUGGGAACCCUGGAAAGACUGGGCUGUCAGGGAAACCUGGCCCUAAGGGCAACAAAGGAAACUCAGGCUUGCCAGGUCUAGCAGGUUAUCCUGGAGCUCGAGGUCCCAAGGGAUUGCCAGGCAUGCCAGGGCCCAUGGGAGCACCUGGACUAAAGGGUGAGAACGGCCUUCUAGGUCAUCCAGGAAAGCGAGGCAGAAGAGGCCUUCCAGGAUCAGCAGGUGACCAAGGAGCAGCAGGAGAGCCUGGGCUGAAAGGACAGAUUGGAGAAGAUGGAGAUCAAGGUUUAAUGGGGUUUCAAGGAUUCCCAGGUCCAAAAGGCCCUGCAGGGGACAUUGGCUUAGUUGGAAUUCUGGGCCCAAAAGGUCCAAAAGGCCAAGUUGGAUAUAUUGGCCCGGUUGGUCAAGAAGGCAUAGCAGGCCCAACUGGCAGGCCUGGACCAAGAGGUGAAAAGGGCACAAGGGGUGAAAUGGGGCCUCAGGGACGGCAGGGCCAGCCUGGGCCACCUGGACCACCUGGACCGCCAGGACCAAGGGUAAAUUCUGUAACAAGCCUAACCUACCCUAACCAGUGCUUUAUUGAAAGGGAAAAUAACAGGAUCCUCUUCAAAUGUACUCCUUGUUCCACUGUUCAAAGAAUUUACCACCUGCACUAUUGUAUAUUCUUGUUCAUGUUUUUAUAUUCUGAAAUACCUGUUUUUUAGAAACAAGUGGAUCUCAAUGCUGCUGUUCAAGCUUUGUUUGAGUCAAAUGCUGCCUUGCAGAUGGA